Messenger RNA from Kwoniella mangroviensis CBS 8507, 4953 nucleotides. RefSeq lists its product as uncharacterized. NCBI's taxonomy places the organism in Eukaryota, Fungi, Basidiomycota, Tremellomycetes, Tremellales, Cryptococcaceae. The transcript has 9 exons. Bases 1 to 4953 code for a protein of 1650 amino acids. The record is from RefSeq and is a predicted model, not a curated record.
AUGUUCAAAAGGAAAUCCAAUUCACAUACAGUCUCACCUCUAGAACCCCCCCAACUAUCACCGGCCAGUACGGACGUUUCUUCCUUUAGGUUCCAGCAGCAGCAGCAUCCUCAAGAUAGCUGGGGCAGGGGUCAGCCUCAAUCUGGACUGUCGCCCCCGUUGCAGGUGGAACGGACCACCACCAGAGGAUCGAGCGGAACCUCUGGGACGGGCAAGGAGAAGAGGAGAAGUGGAUUCUUCGGAUUGAGUGGGAAGAAAGAUAAAGAGAAAGCAAAGGAAAAGGAAAAGGAUAAAGAGGAUAAUCGACCCAGACACUCUUUCAACGUUGACCGAAACUCAACUCAGGCUCAUGUACCUAAUGGUAAUGUCAUAAGACCACAGGAAGGGAAUGCACCGUAUCACAGGGAUAACAGGAUGAGUCAACAACCCCAACCACCUGGACAGAUAGGUAGUCCACCUCCACCUCAGCAACCUUAUUCGCCAUCACCACCUAUACCACCUCAUCAACAACAGCAACAGCAGCAGCAACAACGAGCAGUAUCUGGUCCUGGUCAAUUCAGACCCAACGACGAUUUCCUCCCUCCACAAGGUAGUGGGACUGUACCCAAAUCGCAAUCUAUGGGAUUUGCUCGACCUCAAUCUCAAUCACAUGCACCACCACGACAACAAUCGUUUUCUAAUCCUGCUCAAGACACAGGUGCAGAUCCCAAUCAGAGAAUGCCAAGAUCAUCUUCCAUGCCGAUAGAUCAGCAUACACCACCUGCACCAGCUGCUAAAAUCAACUCACCCAGAAACUCUUCCCUUAAUGGUCCUCCUCCCGGUGCCGCGAGCAAUCCGAACCCAACUUUUGGUGGGGUCCUGAAGCGUUUUGAUAGGAUUGUAGAGUUGAUAGCUCAUCAACCUCAGAAAACGUAUGUCACCAGUCCGCCAGAGUUGGAGAUGAUUCUAGCGAGAACCAGUGCGGGUGGACAGCCCAAACAAGGUCAGCCGGGAACUGCUGCUAAUGAUUGGGAUGCUGUAUGGUUACAACUUUCUGGAAUAUCGCUCUCAAUGUGGUCUAUGAAAGAAACUCGUCUGGCAGCUUCGAAAGGAGAGAAGGUACCCCCAACAUACUUCAACGUCACUGACUCCUCACUCGAAUUACUUGCACCUCUUCCUCCUCCACCUCAUCGACCCACUUCUCAUCCACACCAUCACGUCUUCUCGCUCAACACAGCUGGGUCCAAUCGAUUACUCUUCUCGUGCCCGUCCGAGCGAGAUUUGGCCAAGUGGGCUAUCGGCUUACGUCUAGCGGCAUGGGAAAGAUCGAGGUUGGAAGAGAUCUAUACUGGACAUCUGAUCCAGUCUGGUGGGACAGAACCUAAAUCUGAUCUAGUCAAAGGUAGAAUGGAAGGAUGGGUCAGGGUGAGAGUGAUGGGAGGAACAGAUUGGAAGAGAUUAUACGUCGUGUUGAGUGUACCUGGAUCAGACGAGGCUAGUAAAGAUGAUGAGAAGAAGGGACGCAGGAAGAGUUUCUUUGGUAUGGGUGAUAAAGAGAAAGAUCAACCUGUACAAGAACCGAAUACCGGUGUAGCGAUGGCUACGUUUUACAACGAGCCUAGAACAGCGAAGAACAAAACUUCUGUCACUCCUGUUUUGACCAUCACGAACGUCACUCAAUGCUACUCUGUCUUCCCCGAACGUCUAGAAGUCAUGUCAUCAUCGAAUCUGUGCAAGGUUGUUGGUCGAGUAUCUGGAGAUAUGGUGACCAUCGAAGGAAGACUCCGUGAUUCGGGAUGGGCAUUGUUGAUGCCUGAAGGACCUGGUGAUGGACCCAGUGGGGAAAAAUCACACCAUCAUGGUCAGAACGGUACCACACCGUUGAGCAAUAUGAUGAAAUGGGUCACAGGCUUCCAUGACGUAUUCGGUCUUUAUGGUAGACCAGAGAAGUAUAAUUGGGACCCAAGGAAUCCAAAGAGUCUGUUCUUCGCCUACCCUCAAGGUGAGGAUAGAACCAACCUCUUCCUCUCCAUCGAUGAAGCUAUGAUGUCCGACUUCCGCAUACCUCAACUCCCCUCCGUCAGAGCCACCUUUGCCAACCUGGUUCAGCGUAAGAUCGAAGGUCAGUUACGCGUGGCAAAUGAAACUGUCGAUCAACGGGAAGAGGAGGUGGAAGAAGAGGAAAAACCUACACCUCGGCCUGAAGGAGAUUAUCGAUUGCCACCUUUGACAUUUGGUGACAAUCCUUCAGGUACAGGUCAAGCUCCAGAUACACAAGUCCGUCCUCUAACGCCCAUCACCGAACGAACAGACAUUGCCACUCGCGAGAACAGUAUGCGUACCAUGAAAAGUCAAUUCACCGCAGCUGGUAUCGCCGCUCCUUCUGCUGGCGUCGCACCUUCUGGAGAUAGAAAGGCUAGUGGAGGAAGCUCGAAACAGGGAUCUCAAGGAUCAACAAGGCAAACGGCCUCCUCUAUCGGAGGCGAUCUUGCUCCUAUUGCGGAUGCUUCCAACGAAGGAUUCGGUCAACUCACUGAAGAACCUGAGAAGACCGAGGUGGUCAAUGAAGGCUCGAGGAGUCCAGCACCAAGGACAGCUACCACGGAAACCGCGCCCACGGUUUGGUCGCAGGAUACUGGAACGACUCCCACGCCUCAGAGCGCCAAUCAAUCGUCUUCUACUCAUCAUCAUUUCCAGCAUUCUCAGCCUCUCAAUGCCAUCGACUCUACACCAUCCUUGCAACAUUCUCAAGGUUCGGACGAAACCACCAAGCAUGUCCCUUCCUCUCUCAAGCCCGCUUCACCACCUCCUGCUUUGGCUCAACCGAUAGUGGAACCACACGUCCUGUCACCUACGCCUAGAAGGGUGUCGACCGAUGGAAAGGUGGAUGUCAACGGAGGAAUUCACGAAGAGCCAGCUGCGCUCUACUUGAUGAAUAUGGUUGAAGAUCAGCCUACUACCGCCCCACUCAAUGUACCCAAAUACGGUGGACAUGGCAAAUCCCCAUCACCCGAAAGAACACGUCCAACCAUCAACACCGAUCUUGACCCUGUGACGAAGCAGCCACGACCCGAAGUCGGAAGGAAACCUUCCGGGGCUCGAGCGGUUCCUCCUCGGAAGAAUAGCGGAUCGAGAAUUCUCGAUCCUGUCAACGACGAAAGUUCUGCGGUCGACGAAGCUACAGCAGGAUCAGAAGCCAUACCUCAUGAAGGCGGUCAUGGUCGAUUCCCCACUUCCUCCACGCAAGCUGAUCUAGGAGAAGACAUUUCUGCUUUCAUGAACUAUGCAGAGGCUCCUGCUUCCCCUGUUAAGCCUAAAGCACCUGCACCCGCUCCACCCACUCUGACUAAGCCGAAGGAUGAGUACAGGUCGUCAUUCGCGCCAUCCAAAGCUGCUGCUGAACGAAGAGCGAAAGCAGAACAAGCCGACCUCGAUCAACAGAAUGCUAGAAACCUCCCUGGUGGAGGUAGGAGGAGAGCGGCUGCUAAAUCUGAAUCCAGUGAGAGCGAAUCGGAUGACGAAGAGGAAGAAGAGGUUUCCCCAGUCGAAAAGAGACACCCUCAUGGAUUGCCCAUCCCUCCUAUAUCACCUCAGGCUCCUCGGACCAGGCAAUCCGAUCCGCCUGUUCAACGAUCCACCUCCCGAGCUCUACCUCCUGUUCCUCGUGCUCCAGAACUGAGAGGUCCCAAUGGCGAGGAUUUCCCGCACGAAAGAGAAAGCUACUACCCUUCUCAAAGUCAACAACAAUCGUCUGAUUUGCCUAGACCGCGAUCACGAUCACCUAUGGGAGCAGCUUCUUCUGUGUACAGCAGUUUACCAGCUCCUAUCCCCGCUGGCAUUAGGAAUGUCAGUCAAUCUCAGCCUCAACCUCCACCACCCGCCACGAGACAAACUGUAUGGAACGCGAAUUUCUCAGCCGACCACGGUAUGCCUCAGGAGAACAGAUCUGGUAAAUUCGUAGAAUUGGAAGAACCCUCUGUGCAGUUGACUAAAGCUUUCGCACCUCAUGGAUUACUCCAGGCUGGAAUGCAGGAUAAGGAAGAUAGAAGUGCGAAGAAACAGGAGGAGGUGGCUAGGGAAACAGGAAGUUCGCUUAUCAACGUACCCUCCAAACCCCCUCCACCUCAAAUGGGUUUAUUAGGUGCUGUUGCUGCUCAUGAGAAGGAGAGGAAGAAUGCUGGUGGAAUUGGUGCGACCCUGACCGAUCGAGAGAGGGAGAAGAGGCUAGCUGAGGAUCGACAACGUGAGAUUGAGAAACUGCAAAGACAACAGAUGGAACACAUGCGACAAUUUGGCGGAGGUGAUAUGUACGGUCAACAGCAAUUCCCGUACGGCAUGCAAUCGCCCAUAGGUAUGAAUAUGGGCAUGGGAAUGGGUAUGAUGGGAAUGCCACAGAUGGGAUAUCCAUCAUACCAGGGUGGAUUCAACCCCUACGCCCAACAACAAGCUAUGAUGGCGGCUCAGAUGGCAUAUCAGCAAGCUAUGAUGAUGUCCUCGGCGGGAUCCCAAGCAGGCGAUCAUCAAGAUUUCCCUCAGCCCCACUCGGGAUCAGCUACUCCUGGAGGUAUGCCUAAUAACAACAGGGCAUCGUCACCUGCAGGAAGUACUCGAAGUAACAAUUUCUCUACACCUCCACCCCAGAUGCCUCAGUUUUACCCUGGUCAACAGUCUUUCUACGGACCACCAAUGAUGGGAGGUAUGAACAUGGGAUCACCCAUGAUGCAACCAUGGAUGAUGCAACCUCCUCAAAUGUGGGGGGGAUCACCAUCACCUGGUCCAGGACUUGGAUCUGGCGCACCUAGUCCUAUGAACUUGAAUCAGAACCAAAAUCAAAAUAGAUUCGACUGGUUAUCGCCCAACCAACCUGGACCGGGUAGUCAAGGUGGUGCGAGUGAUGGAGGAGCGGGAGCAGAUAGAAGAUCAAGAUUGAGUAGUAACAACACGGCUGAUGAGAGGUAUCAUAAUGCCUCAUAA